Messenger RNA from Cladocopium goreaui, 1106 nucleotides. The record is from the annotation of a GenBank genome assembly. Lineage: Eukaryota; Dinophyceae; Suessiales; Symbiodiniaceae.
CGAAUUAAGCCCUUUCCAGCCACCAUGGCGUUGAUGGUUGGCACGCGAGUGGUCAUGCAGGGCCGAUCCGAGUCUGCAGGGCAGCGAGGGAUCGUUCUGGACAUCGACCGCGACGCGGGGUGCUGCCGAGUGGCCCUGGAUGAGAAUCCCUCAGUUCCAGUGAAAGUGGCCAUCAGGCAUCUUGCUCCUGACCUUGACACUUACGUGGCAACGGCGCGCUACACCCAGGAGAAGGUUGACCUCAGGACGGAUCAGGCAUUGGCUGAGGCCAUUGAAGCCUGUGCACAGGCCACCUCAUCACUGUGCUCCUCCACUGCAAGAGAGGCGAGCAAGACGAUGGGUGGAAGAUAUCAUCAGGACGUGGCUCAGCUCCGAGAGGAGCUCGGAAGGAGGUUGACGAGGUUAGAGCAACGCAUUGAGGCAAUGGACGAAGCGAUGCGUGGAGAGCGGUUCUCGGCCCCAGUGCGACAACUUUCUGACUCGCCAGAGGAGAAAGUCCAGCAGAAGGUGGUGAAAGAGUUGAAAUCACAGUUGGAUCAGCGGCUCACGCACUUGGCCUGUCAGGUGGAGGACGUGGCUCGCAGUCAAAGCGCGCUGCAGGCGGAUCUUCAAUCGCUGGUGUCCAAAGUGCAGCGGCCAAUGGAUGCGGGUGACUACGAGAUGGCUCUUAGGAAAUUGACCAGCAACAUGGAAGAUAUCCGAUCCUUGAUCGCUUCGCCCGUGUCGCCACGCAGAGGCAGCCGGGCCAGUAGUCCAGGGCCGCCCGGCCCAGGAUCUUUCGUGGGUCAAAGCUCCAGGCCGUGGCACGAAGCUUCGCCAAAUGCUGCAGCCUGCGCCAAGUGUGGCAGCGCCUUCGCCGCGGAUGCCAACUUCUGCCGCCGCUGCGGCGCCCCGCGCCCUGGUGGACCCGGACGGCCGGCGGCGCAGGCAACGACGUCUCCAUGCCUUGUGGGCAGCGUGGGCAGCGUCGGCACCGGCCAUGCCUCUCCCGGCAGCUUCAAGUGGCAGAUGAGAUAACGAGAGCUGGAUCAAAGAUAUAUCCAGCCCCCGAGCCGCGACAAACUGUUCACCAAUGGGAAAUCCGCAGUGAUUUGCGGCGGUUUGUC